AUGGCCUCUCGACGAACGGCGAACCCGGCUGCGGAGCGGGCAGCAAAGAACCAACUGGUUAUCAAAAAUUUGCUGAAAUUGGAAUGCAAUAAGAUUUGCGCCGAUUGCAAGCGGAAUAAACACCCGAGAUGGGCCAGCUGGAAUAUUGGCGUUUUCAUUUGCAUUCGCUGCUCCGGCAUCCAUAGGGGUAUGGGUACGCAUAUCAGCCGAGUAAAAUCAGUCGAUCUUGACACUUGGACGGAUGAACAACUACAGAGUGUGCUUAAAUGGGGAAAUGCAAGAGCUAACAAGUUCGUUAUCCUGUACCCAUUCCGUUGCAAGCGGGAUCACAAAGCCACGAGUGCGCAUGUAUUAACGGGUAUAUCGAUCUCUAGGUACUGGGAAGCAAAGCUUGCUACCGGGCAUGUCCCUUCAGAGUCGAAAAUGGAGAAUUUCAUCCGAACCAAGUAUGAAUCAAAACGGUGGGUGAUGGACGGGCCCAUGCCUGAUCCAUCAACGCUCGAUGUUGAUGAAGGUGACGAUAAUAUGCCGUUGGCCAUCGUCCAGGAGAAAGCCAAGCUAGAACGAUCUACGUCCCAUCGCGCUGCAUCAACAGUGAGCCAGCCUGCGUCGCGUCGACCAGGACAGUCAAUCAAUCUUUUCGACGACGAAUCCCCGACUCCCCCUGAGAGACCUAAUACCACAGACUUACCAGGUGUCCGUCCUCCAACAACGAAUUCCUCCAUGCCUUCUGCAACUGCAGCUCCUAAGCCAAAUAAACCGGCCGAUUCAUUACUUGGCUUGGAUUUCUUUGGCUCUGCUCAACCAGCGGCAAACCGUUCAUCGGGCACUACGUCAUCCAAUGUAGGCUCCACUGGCCCUUCGAGACCUGACCUUAAACAAUCUAUUCUAUCUUUAUACGCAUCAGCGCCCAAGCCGCAAGCCCCGGCCCAGCACGAACGCAAUACUUCAUUUAGAUCAUUUUCUCCCCAACCACAGCAACAAGGCAGGUCACAGUCAGAUGCGUUUGGUGAACUUACGGAUGCUUUUAGUGGAUUGAGCUUUCCGUCAACCACAUCUCCUCCCCCCGAGAAACUCGAUGCGUUUUCGAACCUCGGAUCCUUCAGUCCUCCCAAGUCCCCAAACACAGCACCAAAAAUUUCUUCUCCACCACUCAAAGGUAGUGGGUUUUUUGAUUCUGUCCCAAACUCACAGAGAUCGACCUCUUCCGGGCGAGAUUUCAACCCUGUCAGCGCCACUGUAGGAUCUACAAAGUCGGCAGCAGCUCCCCCCGCCACUUCAACGAGUUCCUUUGACUUAUUCUCAUCCAUGUCAACCACCACUCCCACGCUACCUCCCUCAGUUCCACCAAAAACAGAAAAUACAACUUCUCCCUUCAACCUCUCGGCUUCGUCAAAAGGGCCCGUUCCUACGGCUCCACCCACCAACACUACUAACGUCGGUAACCUGCUCUCAGGCAGCGCUAUAGACCCAUGGGGCGGCGGUGCUUGGAACAAAACGGAAGCGACUUCCCCCACUAGCAAACAGUCUAUUUCGUCCAUGAUGAAGGUCCCCGAGAAAAUCACUGCCAACGACAUUGGCUCGGGAUGGGGAUCGCAAUCUCCUACUACGACAAAACCGACGCCGACUGUUGCCGCUGAUGAAGAUUUCGGCGGAUGGACAAGCGCCCCUCCCCCAGGUCCGAUUAGUAGUGCCACCUCGAAGCCGAAGCCGACUGGGGGCUUUUCGGGAAGCGAUGAUUUGUUCUCCAAUGUGUGGGAGUGA
Histoplasma capsulatum G186AR is the source of this 1764-nucleotide messenger RNA. Its product is annotated as stromal membrane-associated protein. Lineage: Eukaryota; Fungi; Ascomycota; Eurotiomycetes; Onygenales; Ajellomycetaceae. The record is from RefSeq and is a predicted model, not a curated record. Bases 1 to 1764 code for a protein of 587 amino acids. Gene Ontology annotation, molecular function: metal ion binding; GTPase activator activity. Gene Ontology annotation, cellular component: Golgi apparatus. The transcript has 4 exons. Gene Ontology annotation, biological process: endocytosis; intra-Golgi vesicle-mediated transport; endoplasmic reticulum to Golgi vesicle-mediated transport.